Molecule: messenger RNA, 1851 nt
Organism: Camelina sativa (false flax)
Lineage: Eukaryota; Viridiplantae; Streptophyta; Magnoliopsida; Brassicales; Brassicaceae
Source: RefSeq, a predicted model, not a curated record
GAAUCUUUCGUGUACGAUGUGAUGUGAUCUCAUCUUAAUUAUUUGUUCCAUUAAGAAAUUGUGCGUGUGUGAAUGAGUCAGUUCAUCAUCAUCAUCAUGCUAAUGUUGCAGUCUCUUACCACCACUUGGAGAAAAUAAAAAAGACAACUUUUAAACUGUUUCCUUCAUUUUUAGUUUCAAUCUCUCUCUCUCUCUGUCUCUCUGUGAGUAAAACUAAGAAUUCAGAUAAAAAAAAAGAGGCAUGAAGCAAUCUUCAUGGGGUUGUACAAUCUUCAUACAAUUAUCUCUCUGUCUCAUCGUCUAUGUGUCUCUGCAUUUGGGUCACCCAUUCUUCUCUAGUAACGACGUUGACAAUGCCACACCUCUAGAUCUUUAUUUCAUCUCCGUCGCCGGAGGAGGUUUCAGGCCUCUUCACCGCCAAACUCACCUUCUCCGAUUGAUGGAGAAAGCUGCAGAAACUUACAAGGCAAAAUUUGUGGUGAGCUCAAGUGAACAUGGAGAAGAUGACCCACUCCUGCAACAUGCUUCUCGAGUGUCUUCUUCACUGAAAAUUCCAUGGUACACUAGAAAGAAAGGAUCUGGAUAUUCCAGAGAGCGCAUCGCAAUGCCUUUUAAUGGAUCCUUGGAUGUUGUUUUCGUAGACAUUGGCUCACUACAGCAGGAUUUGCUCGGUGGAACAUUGAAUGGCUCUACGAUCAGUCAAUUGAAAAGGCUAACAAGGAUUCUUAAAGCAGCAGAUGGAGACUGGCGUAUUGUUGUUGGAUCAGACUCGUUACUCACUCUAAGGAAGGAGCCCAAGGAAUUUGCAAGGACAUUUUAUCAAAUCAUGACCAAAUAUGGAGUGAACUUAUAUAUAAGCGAAAAAGGCUGCACCAGCGAGAGCUUGACUUGCAUUACGGUUCCUAAUCAAUCAGAGAACCGAGGUCUAACUUCUGAUAGUAACAAGAGAGAAAUGGAAGAUGGGUUUCUUCUUCACAGAGUUAGCUUCUCAGAGUUUGUUACUUAUACUAUCAACUCAUCAGGACAAGUCAUUGACACAAGAUUAGUUAAGCAGAAAGGCAAAGAGACCAUCUAAAAGGUUUACUCCAUAGUUGUAACGAAGCUGUACAAUCAAUUUUAGUACUCUUCCGUGAAUGACCGUUAUACCCUUGACCUGUCCGAGUAAAAAAAGCUGAAUCAUCGGAGGGUAAAAUUGGGAAUUGGGUACUCUAUAUAUUCCCCCAAAAAAGAGUGAGCUUUUUUUUUUUUAGGGUUUUGCUCUCUCAUUAGUUUAAGUAUGAGGUUUCUGCUCCCGGAGGAUUUUUUUCUUCCGGUGGAAGCGGAUCCGAUGAUUUCAAAUAUUUGUUGACGAGCCACUUGUUAAAGUGGUGAUGAAUCGUCCAAUCAAAUCUCCUCCACCACCAUCUCUACUCCUUCUGAUCUUCUUUGCUCACUGAUUCUGCUUUGCCUCGAUCUCUAUCUCUUUCUUAUUAUUAUUAUUAUUAUUAUUAUUAUUAUUGGGGAGACGAUGAUGAUUCUUAAGAAGUCAGUAGACCAGACAUUGUGGUAACACUCUCUCUUUCAUGGCGGGGCUAUAAAGGAAAAAAAAAAGUCUUUUUUUUUCUUUGUCAGCAGCCAUGGCGGAAGAGUGUAUCCUCUCUAAUCUGUCUGAGAAAAGGCGAAUCUGAGUCCUCUUUUGUUACAUGCACAAUGUUUUAAAAAUUAAAAUCCUUUUUUAGCAGCUACUGUUGAAGCUUCGAUGCAUCGUUUUUGUUGAAUCAAAGUUUUGAGUUGUGAAUUUGGGAUCCAUGUGAUGAUUUUGUCUUUAAAAGAUCAGUAGUGUUUCCUCUGUAUCUAUUAUAAAAAUCACAU